AUGGCGUGGGGCGAGCGGGGCAUUCGACGCCAUGGGCUGGCGCUGGUGGCCGCGUGCGCAGCCGCUUGGUGUGCCGGUCCGACGGGUCCGACGGGUCCGACUGGUCCGACUCCGACGGUCAGCCCUGACCUGUCGCACCUGGAGAGUGUCGAACCACCGGCACCACAGGCACCACAGGCACCACAGGCACCACAGGCACCAACGUCCAAGGCGGUUUACGGAGUUGCUGCUCUCCUGGCUGGAGCAAGCGUGCGACUUUGCCGAGAGCGUCCAGCUGCAUCCGAGACAGCCUUGGUACGACGAGCAGAGGUAAAGAGCGAGGUGAAUUAUUUGGCGUUGCUCACCAAGGGAGAUUUGCCCAAGCGCAUCGCCAUCGUGAUUAUAUUGUUGGCUCUGGCACGAGUUGGUUUCUACAUCCCACUUUAUGGAUUCGACGUAGAUGCCACCGAGGAGUACUUUGGACGACAAGCCAGUCAGGGCGGUUUAGGCUUCGUUGAUCAGCUGUUCGGUGGCGGCCUGGGCCGUGUGAGUCUCUUCGCCCUGGGCAUCGGUCCGUACAUCACCUCCUCCAUCAUUUUUCAGAUCCUCACCACAAUUACACCUUCCCUGAAAGCUCUCGCAGCUGGAGAAGAGGGUGAAGCUGGGCGUGAGAAGUACAAGAAUUACAUCAAGAUCGCCUCCUUUUUCUUCGCCUUGAUCCAAGGCUUUGGUCAAUCGACCGCGUUGUCGCCAUUUGUCUUCGACAACGGGCCAAUCUGGUCGUUGCAGAUCACGUUGCAGUUUGCCAUCGGUUCGAUGAUAACGCUCUUCAUCGCGGAUCAGAUUACUGAACAGAAGUUGGGCAACGGCUCGUCACUGCUUGUCUUCAGUAGCAUUGUGGCCAAUCUCCCACGAACUAUUGGUGCUACAGCAGCCAAGGCCGCUGACAAUGACACCGGCGCAGCUGCAGCAGCACUCUUCGCUGCCACGUUGUUAGUGACUAUCCUUGGCCUUGUGUAUGUCCUGCAAGCAGAGCGUCGUAUACCAAUCCUCUUCGCCAAGCGUUUGCAAGACGAGGCAUCUGGUCAGGGUAGCACAGAUGAUGCGGGACAGAGUUAUUUGCCCAUCAAAUUGAACGCUUCUGGCGUGCUGCCUUUGAUCUUUGUAGGCUCUCUGUUGUCGCUGCCAGCGCUGGCUGCGAACUACACCAAGGCGCCAUGGCUGCAAAGCGUGGCCAAAUCAUUGCUCCCUGGCUCUGAUGCCUACAUUCCAGUGAGCAUGGUGCUGAUUGCAUUGUUUUCCUAUGUCUCCACCUUCCAAGUCUUGGAUCCCAAAGAUAUGGCUCAGAAUCUUCGGAAACAGGCGGCGGCAAUCCCACAGGUGCGUCCUGGACGUGAGACGGAGGAAUAUCUCAGAGAGGUUUUGUCCCGAACCUCCAUUUUCGGAGCCAUUAUCUUGGCGUUGCUCUUUGUGCUGCCUAAUCUCAUCGAGUUAGUCACGAAAUUGUCUACGCCGAACUCCUUCGGUGGCACUUCCUUGCUGAUCUUGGUUGGCGUGGCAGCGGACACCUGGCGUCAGCUUCAGGCAGAACUGCUGAUGCAACAGUGCACUUGUGAGGUACAUCCUGUGGAGGCGAUCUACUUGGAAGAUUUGGCGCCCAAACUCCACAAAUUGGGAUAUGUGGAGCACUUGGGUCCCGGCUUUGCCGCGGGUGGCUACGGCUAUGGCAGUUGGGACAACAAGGGCAACGAGAAGUCGUUCAAGUAUCAGGUCCUCGUGGGUCAAACCCAUCACCCAGACCACCUUUGCGGCUACGGUGCCAAUGCUUGGGAAUCCUUGGAAGGGCGUCGCAAAGACGAGGGCCUGUUCCUUCACGAUGUGUUGCAACAAACCAAGGGUGUGUUGUAUGACCUUCCAAUCAUCGAAGCACUCCUGGACGUGCUGCAGCAGGAGCCAAAAGAGGUCAACGGCCGCACCAACGGGGGCAUUCUGAUCUUUCUGCCUGGAUGGGAUGAUAUUGACCGAUUGCUUAAACGAUUGACGAAGGUUUUGCCCAGUGGCCAGUUUAGGAUUUUGCCGUUGCAUUCGCAAAUCCGCCUGGAACAGCAGAAAGAGGUGUUCCAAGUGCCUCCACAAGGAGUCAGAAAAAUCGUUUUGAGCACGAACAUUGCAGAGACCGCCAUCACCAUCGAUGACAUUGAUACGGUCAUAGAUUGUGGUCGGGCCAAGGAAACCAGCUAUGAUGCCUUUCUACGUGUGCCCACUUUGAAUACGUCGUGGAUCUCCAAGGCGUCAGCUUCGCAACGUCGUGGCCGUGCCGGGCGCACCAAGUCCUGGCACCCCAGUGUGGCACAGGGUGGCACUUGGGAGGCGGUGCGAGUUUUGGCAGAGGUUGCAGACGCUGCAGAAGCUGCAGAAGAGGUAGCAGACUCCGUCGCAAGCCGCACCGGCGUCUCAGAGAAUGGGCCGGGAGACCUGAAAGCAUUGAUCUCCGCCCUCUUUCUCAACAGCCUCAUCGUCAUAGGUUGUUUGAUUGGCUUCUCUGUACUUCGAAUGAGGUUUCCUAUGAUGUAUUCGCACAAGAUGAAUCAAAGCAAGGAAUCAUUGACAGCGAGCCGCAGUGAAGGUGUGGAUAGCAGCGUGUCCACUUCGUCACAGAAAAGGCAUCGUCUACGCGAACUCAAGACGCGAAUUUGUGAUUGGUUCUCCUUCAGCAUCAAAACAAGCACAGAGGAUGCCGUAGAUCGAGCUGGUCUCGACGCUGCCCUGCUGCGCGAAUUUUGCACGACAGGUGCCUUGAUUCUUGCAACGGUCGGCAUCCCCAUGUGCAUCAUCAUGACGCCCAUCAACUCAACCUUGGGUGAAGCUGCGCGAGGCGACGAUCACUUGAGCACCGCAGAGAUGGCGACCAUUCGGCAGGAUCAUCCUUGGUUGUACUAUGUGCAUGCAGUCGUAGUGUGGCUUGUUUGUCUGGCAGUUCAUUUUCACUUGGACAGGGCACAGGCAACCUUCUUGCAGCUUCGAGUAAAGUGGUUGCAGAACUUGCCAGCACCACGCUCCACGACAGUUUUGGUCGAGAAUAUCCCCAGCAAGUGGAGAUCGGACGAAAAGUUGCGGGAGUUCUUUGGCACGAUUUUCUCUCCAGAAGAUGUGGCGGGAACUCACAUGGUGAAGUUGGAGGAUGAAUUGGCGAAGCUAGUCUUGGAAAGGGAGAACCUAGUGGCUUUGAAACGCAAAGCCGAGUUGACCUUUGAAAAGACUCAGAAAGUGGAAACCUACAGACCAACUUGGUGUGGUCCGAAAGUGGAUGCCUUGGAGUAUUGCGAAGAGAACUUGCGUGGCUUGGACGAUCAGAUCAUUUCUCUUCGAAAAGAGCACGAUGCUGAACGCACUGAGGAUCCCACAGCUCGGACCUCACACUGUGGAUUCGUGACCUUCAAAGGCCGGCGUUUCGCCGAGAUGGCGCAGAGCCUGCAGAUCAGUCCAAACAAGCAGGAAUGGAAGGUCACGGCAGCUCCAGAAGUGAGCGACCUCCGGUGGAACGACUUGCGGAAGCCUCGCACCCUGAAGAUCGGCUCCGAAUUGUUGGGAUACCUUUGUUGCUUCGGGCUCUAUAUUGGUUUCAUGCCCAUCGUGGGUUUUGUUACCAAUCUUGGCAUGGCUGUGAACAUGGGCCCCUUUCAGCCCAUUUGGGAAGGCUUUGCUCCAACUUUAGGUUUGACCAUCUUUUUGUGCUUUCUCCCGACUCUCUUCAUGACUAUCUUUCGCACAUUCUUUGUGCUGAAGUCGGAGUCGUUAGCUCAGCACAAACUUCAAUUUUGGUUCUUUGUCUUUCAGUUGAUCUUUGUGGUCCUGGUCACGACCGUGGGGAAGUCAAUCAUCACACAGUUCCGACACAUCGCCGAAAAUCCCAACGACAUUAUCCAAAUCAUGGCCGAUAGCCUGCCGAAGGCGACGCAUUUCUACAUGACUUACUUGGUGCUUCAGUGGUCGAGGCGCGCUAUGGAGAUGCUGCGGUACAUGCCGCUUUCCAAGUUCCUCGUCUUCCGAGCUAUUUUCUCCCAAGAGGAAGCCAAAGAAAUGGCGGAACCUGAAGACCAGGACAGCUUUGGCUUUGGCGCGCGCAAUGUGAACUUGGCCGUGUCGGUGGUUUUGGGCCUUCUAUUCUGCAGCAUGUCGCCCUUGGUCACAUUGUUUGCCAUGUUCGACCUCCUUUUGGCACGGAUGACUUAUGGCUAUUUGGUGAUCUAUGCAGAGACCAGGAAGCCUGACCUCGGUGGUGUGUUUUGGGUCACACAGAUUCAAUUUGUUCAGCUCGCCAUGGCGCUCUACUGCAUGUUCAUGGUUGGUGUGCUUCGGCAGAAGUCCUCCUCGUGUGCCUGGCUUGUAGCAGUACCAAGUCUGUUGAUUGUCCUGUAUUCCUUUUGGCACAUUCCACGCGCCUAUCAGUGGAACAAGCUGCCCUUCCAGGAGGUGGCCUUCGGCAUCGACAAGUUGGAGCAGAAAGACUGCGACGAUCCGGCUGGUGACUGCUACGUCCAGCCCGAGCUGACUGCUGUGGAUCAGUUGACCGCUUUGGCUGCGUGA
Cladocopium goreaui is the source of this 4566-nucleotide messenger RNA. The record is from the annotation of a GenBank genome assembly. Lineage: Eukaryota; Dinophyceae; Suessiales; Symbiodiniaceae.